CGCUGACCCCGGACGCGGCUGGCGGGUCUGUAGCGGCUCUGCUGAGUUUGGGGACUAAGUAGAGUUUAAAUGACCGUAGUUUAGAGUUUAAAUGUCGGAAUAGAAGUGAAAUAAAGGCUGAAUGCUCAGAGGAGUUCGAGUGACGCGGGGAUUCAGGAGCUGCGGGGCUGAAUCUGCCGUUUGAGCUCAACUUACCGCUCCACCUUAAAUGGUGCUGUUACAAUGAGGCGCGGUGGAGGCCAGACUGUGAGAGCUGCGCCAUUUAAGUUCUUCAGUGAUGGCAGCGGUCCGGUUCAUGGUGAUGUUCGAUGAUGAGUCGGUGGACGUCUCGUUCACGGACGGUUCUCGUCUCCAGCUGUCGCCCUGCGGGUCCGAGUACGUUCUGGAGAAAGCUCCUCCUGCUCACCCUCUGCACGAGAGGAGACGAGUGAGACACAGGACAAGGUUCACUAUCAGCGAGUACAGGGCUUUGCUGGUUGAUGCCUUGAACUUCAGGAAUAAGUAUGCAGCGCGUCCGUAUCUACCUGAAGAGCUCAUUCCUGAAGACCAGAAGGAGAAGCUUGGAGCUGAGGUCUCUGAGGUUGAGUGGCCUUCAGCAGACUCCUGCAGCAUUGUCCACAGCUCAGCUGGAGACGUAACCGUGUGUUCGGUGGACGGUCAUGCGCGGCUGGUGCUGUCCACCUGCGGUCAGGAGUUUACAGUGGAGUUCACGUGCAGGAGCAGCCGGAAUGAAGAACGUCCUGAGGAGCCUCAGGGUCUGAGAUCAGCUCCGGCUCCAUCUACAGCGGCCAGGCAUCUGCGUUCAUCAGAGACCGAGGACGCUGCGAGGUCAGCCAGGAGGAUCACACAUACACGUGUGGUCCAGCACCACUCUGGACUUCAUCACCCUCACACCUGGAGAUACCCCCUCUCUGUAGCUCUCAGCCAAUGGGGAGCCCAGAGAGCUCAGUGCAGCGAUGCUAUUGGACAGCAGAGAGGUGCUGGGACAGAGGGGGAAUUAGGCCACGGCCCCACGGCUGUCUCUCAGGCGACAGUGAAGUGUAAUGUUCCUCCUCCUCUCCCGCUGACCUGCCCCUGCCCUCACCAGCACAGGUGGCGGUAUGGCAGCGGAGCUUCUGAUUGGUCAGAACUGGACGCGUCCGCAGAGCUGGUGAAAGUGGUGUGGUGCCACGGAGUCGUCUACCGGGUGAUAGGUGGCGCUGUGCCGGUGGUGGAGGUUUCUCCUGGGGAUGGAUCAGUGAUCAGGUCUAAUGGAGUUCUAGCUGAAUACUUCACCCACUACAGACCCUCGUCUUCUACUACGGUGGAGAGUGUUUACUACCUCAACGGGCUUCCACCUGACCUGCCUGGACAGACCUACUCAAUCAGGAGUGCAGUGACCAGAGCCAGCAGAAUCCUGCAGUGCUACAAACAGGCCAGCACCUCCACCACUCCCAUAAUGCCUCAGUGCUGCUGGAGGAGGGUGGAGGUGAAGGAGUGUGCAGGUGUUGUCUCGGAGUUGCAGGUGGCAGGUACAGGCCAGUUUCAGGCUCUCUCAGAUGGCACUGCCCACAUCACCUUUCUGGAUGGAGUUCAGGUGCAGAUGCUGUGGAAUACACACACACCUACACAGAAGCAGGAGCUUUCAAGUGGAGGGGUGGGGCCGGAGCUGUGCCAGCUCACUCUGCCUGAUGGCCAACAGCACCUGCUGCAGGUAGAAGUGGGUGGAGCCUAUGACAGGUACGUGGCCGUAGCGGGACAGUGGUGUCAGUGGGUGAAGCAGAAUUUACUGAGCACGAGCAACAACGCAGCAGAUUUAUAUGACCGUACUGAACCUCAGACUGACCGGCCAAUAGACAGCAGGUCAGUGCUGACUGAGCUUCAGAAGAUCCGGAGAUUUAACUUUCUCCUGGACAAUAGCUCCAUUCUGAACUCUCCAAGUGACCCGUCUCAGAGUUUCAGGCUGAACUCUGACCUUUCUGACCUCACCAUCACCAACAACAGUGUCUCUGAGGCUCUGCAGAAAACCACCAAAGCCAUUCAGGACAUAAAUGCUCUACUGGCCCAAAAGCACUAAAGACUUCCAGGACAUGCUGUACUGGCCCAAAAUCUUAAAGUGAUCCAGGACAUAAACCCUCUACUGGUCGAAAACCAUUAAAGCCAUCCAGGACCUAAACACCCUCUAAAGACCUUCAGGACAUAAACGCUGUACUGGCCCCAAAGCACAAUAGACAUCCAGGACAUAAACGCUCUCCUGGCCCAAAAGUACUUAAGACAUCCAGAACAGAAAUGCUCUACUGGCCCAAAACCACUAAAACAUCCAGGACAUAAACACUCUACUGGCCCAAAAGCACUAAAGACAUCCAGGACACAAACGCUCUCCUUGUCCAAAACCACUGAAAACAUCCAGGACGUAAAUGCUCUACUGGCCCAAAACCACUAAAGCCACACAGGACAUAAACCCUCUACUGGCCCAAAAGUACUUAAGACAUCCAGGACAUAAAUGCUCUACUGGCCCAAAACCACUAAAACAUCCAGGACAUAAAUGCUCUACUGGCCUGAAACCACUAAACUGGAAUCAUUUAUAGAGGCUUUGGGCUUUAAUGAACUGAAAUCAUCAUAAUUUACUAUUCGUAAACCAUUUGCUCUGUUAAAAUGUGUCUUGGUUUUAAUUGUUGGAUUAAAUUUGUUUUUUUUUUCA
Messenger RNA from Colossoma macropomum (tambaqui), 2680 nucleotides. It is a transcript of the gene cunh5orf34, whose product is annotated as chromosome unknown C5orf34 homolog. The record is from RefSeq and is a predicted model, not a curated record. The transcript is spliced from 13 exons. Bases 278 to 2056 code for a protein of 592 amino acids. Lineage: Eukaryota; Metazoa; Chordata; Actinopteri; Characiformes; Serrasalmidae.